AACGCAUUUGGCGUGGGUCACUCCUCCGAUUGGGUGGGGCCCAUCAGCAUGGUUUCAUCCACAUUCAUGCCGAUGCAAAUCUGCCAGCAAUGGAGGGACAGAUGAAGAUGGCGAACGAACUAGCCCGUAAUUUUCUGCGGCGCCGUUAACCCUUCUAUUUGUUAACACAUGUCUGUAGACUGUGGUUUCGCCUCGAUCCACUCCUAGAGGCCUGUUUGGAGUCUCCUCUGGCCACCGUGUCAAAGGAUAGGUUUUCGAUUCAGGUUUUGGUCACCGGGUGCAGGUUUGAUUUUUAAUGCGUGUGUUUGUUGCGGUUGGGAUUGACCAAGAGCUCAUGAGUGCAUCUCAAGUGUUUGUAAUUGCGAGAUUGAUAUCGUGGCUGCUCCGCCUUUGCAACACCUAAUUUCGGAACAGCUUCAUUUCUGUGAGACGAUUGGCAUCAUUUCAGAUGUUGCUGAAGGCGCUUAUUGUUUUUAUGGAAGUAACGGCAGUGGAGAAUAAGGCAAAAUGAGAUCUGGCAGUCAGUGGAAGCAUUUGGGCCAGCUUGGCCGGGCUUUCACGGUCAACCACUUUCAUCCUGUAAGAUACAAAGAGAACCUGAUUAAAUCGACUUUUUUUUCAUGGAGCAAGACCGUGGAACAAUUAUGGAAAUCGAACACAAUACUCCUGUCGGGGUUAGACCUAGGAAACAGACACAUUGCUGAAGACGCACAUCUGAGCUCCCGAGGAGGCCAUGGUAGGCGCUUCCGCUGUACAUCCUGUCAUGAGUUUGUGGGUCAAUCACCUGUUCCCACUUCAAAAUCCGGUUACACUGGUCCCAUUUCCAGAAAGUAUUGCCCUCUCAACCUUAGCCAGUACGGAAGGCUAGGGUUUAAGCUCACGCCGGCUCGGACGCAAGUUUCAAGUGCAGCCAGCAGCGAACCUGAUUAUUGGGAUACGUCUGAUUCAACGAUCGCUUCUGAGCUAAGUCACGAAAGUUCGUUGGUAGAUCAAAACAGGGUACUGCGAGAAAGAGAAUGGGACCAUGAUGAUGACGAAGGACAGAAAGUUCGAAAAGACUUCGAUGGUAUGAAGAUGUCGAGUGAUGUCGACGGCGACGAGUGGGGGCAAGAGCAUUUGGGCGUACACGAGGAUGAGACGCGUCAGCGGGCAAGCCAUUCUACCAAUUCACCUCCUAAAUUUCACCACGACGAUGUCUACAUACCUGUGAAAGCUUGCUACAUUUCGCGAAGCAUGGAUCUGAAGCGGCUGUCGGAGGAGCCCUUCUUGGAGAUCACCCCUUCGCGCAACAAUAUCAUCAUUCGAUUUACCAACCGGCCUGCUGAUGCUAAGCCUACCUCAAACAGACCUGGAUUUGCAGAAAUAAGCCGCUCUCAGGAAAGAUAUAUGGUCGCAUUUCAAUAUGGAUCUAUUGUAUUCUUCAACUUCGGUGAUGACGAAGAAGAGGAAGCCUUGGCUGCCGUGCGCAAGUUUUGCACAGAUGAAUUCCGGGAGACAAGGAAAGAUGAUUACGGGGUGCUGGUGCGGCCAACCCUACGUCAGUGGAGCGAGGGAGGACAGGAUCGAAUAAUGUUGCGAAUGCUUGACACAGACAACAUCCGAGUUAUUUCCAGCAUCCUUGGUCAAAGUAUUGCCCUUGACCACUACGCCAAGAAGGUGGAUGAGAUGGUGAAUACUUUUAGCGAGUUAAAUCGAGGAAUGGAGAAGACCGGUACUUUCACGAUGACUAGGAAAAGCCUCUUUCAGCUAGUGGCGGCCGCCAACACCACCCUUGCCGACGUUAUUCUCCGCCUUGGCCUUCUAGAGAGGUCAGAUGCUGCAUGGAAGGAUGCAAAUUAUGCUCAGAUUUGGGAGUACUUGCGAGACGAUUUUGAGCUUGAUGAGCGGUUCGAGAGUUUAGACUUUAAGCUUAAUAUUAUACAGCACAACGUGCGAUUCUUUUUGGAGAUUCUACAGAAUAGGAAGUCAGAUACGCUGGAGUGGAUCAUUAUCCUUCUUAUUACAGGAGAGAUAUGUGUUGGUGUAUACCAGAUUCUUUUGGAGACCAACGUCAUCUAGAGCCCAUACAUGAAGCUUUGCCCGAGGAUAGUUCGUCAUACAUGGGCAAGAAUUCAAAUUUCAUAGCUUUUUAAAAUCUGCAGGUAGCUCGCUGAUAGUCUACUUUGGAGCGAUCAAUUUUGUAAAUGUAUACUAUCAUUAUUUGCAAGGUUUUUUCAUUUAAAUAAUUUAGAAGCUCCUCAACAGUAUUUUUGCACUCUAUUUUAGCAUGUGGUUACGUUUCCAUUGCUCAGAUCAACUGCUCUUUUAAGAUUUCGUAUCGUAGUUCACGUUUCAUAUACUAAGUGGCUUUACUGUGAAUUUGGUAGUGGUCUUCCUCACGUUUUAGUUUUCGAAUUUCCUGGUCUUUAAGCAUUAAUUUUCAUAUUGUCGCCAACUGAGGAUCGAUUUGAAGAUGCUGCAUGGCGAUUUGGACCUCACUGGAAUCGAUACUAUUGCAACUGUGGAAUUUAACAGCAAGACCACAAAUACACGAAGGAAUCGACUUGUUCCGGAGUUGCAGUGGUGGAGCCCUAACAGGGGGGGGAUAUCAUUGUUUCCAUAGCCCUUUUACUUCAACUCCGCUGUGAACUCUGGUUUCCGCGUCCAUCUUCACAGAAUUAGCUGCCUUAACACUUCAAUGAUACCCAGGACUGCGAGCGACCGAUCAUGGCAACCUACACCAGUGCGCAAGUUGAUGUGAUUGCGGAGGUCGUAGCUGGCGCAGAGGCCUCAUGGCUAAUUUCAAUGCUCUGUUGCACGAGAUCUACAUCCUGUGAAUACAUUGUAGGAAGAGGGUAGUUAACAAGCUCUCCGGAUUCUUCUGAAACUGUCUGUCUGUCGGUCUUAUCGACAUGUUAUGACAGAGGGGGAAUAUAUGACGUUGCAUGUGUUUGAUGUGUAGAAUCCCUGGCUUAUAUCUAUCAAGAAUUAGGGUGGCAAGUUGGAGAAACGUUUGAGGGAUCCUUGUCUAUAUCCGGAUUGUUACCGUAAGGAUUAAAUUUGGGUUUCUGACGA
Molecule: messenger RNA, 3054 nt
Organism: Physcomitrium patens
Lineage: Eukaryota; Viridiplantae; Streptophyta; Bryopsida; Funariales; Funariaceae
Product: protein RETARDED ROOT GROWTH, mitochondrial
Source: RefSeq, a predicted model, not a curated record